Molecule: messenger RNA, 959 nt
Organism: Lucilia cuprina (Australian sheep blowfly)
Lineage: Eukaryota; Metazoa; Arthropoda; Insecta; Diptera; Calliphoridae
Product: lysozyme 1
Exons: 1
Coding region: 348-896 (182 amino acids)
Source: RefSeq, a predicted model, not a curated record
AUAAAUAAAAAUCUAUGUUGAAACUUGAAACCGGUUUCUUGUUGUUAAAAAAAUAUUGUUUAAAAGAAAGAAUAAACAAAACUAUUAAUUAAAGUAACUAAAUUUAGUAUUAAACUUAAACUUUACACAGAUUUAACUUGCAAAGUUGAGUGUUUAUUUUUUUAAUAAAAUAAACAAUAGACAACAAAUAAACAAUAAAAUAAGAUAAUUAAAUAACAAUUGUAGAAAAAAGAGACGGAGAGAGUGCGAUAGAAAGAAUUAAACAAAAACUUAACAUUUUUCCUGUCAUUCAUUGUUAAGCAAUUGGUCUUGAAUACACAAUACAACACAUUGUUUCUUUUAAUAAAAUGUUGCUUAUAAAUCCUGAACAAAAUUCGAAAAACGUAUCUUGUCAACAACGCCUGCCAUCAUCAAAGCAACAAUUCAUUUUAGCACGUGCUAUUCUUUGUCAUAUUUGCAUGCUAGUGACGUUUUUACAAUUUAUUCAUAUUGCGCAGACGCGUCGUCUACAACCAUGUGAAUUUGCAGGUCAACUGUAUAUAUUGGACGUGCCCAAAACGGAAUUACCAUUGUGGUCGUGUAUAGCGGAAUAUGAGAGUCGUUAUCAUACCGAUGUCAUUGGCAAACGUAAUUUAGAUGGUUCCUAUGAUUAUGGUAUUUUUCAAAUAAGCGAUAAAUAUUGGUGUCAACCACAAAAUAAAUCUCAUGAUUUAUUCUAUUCGGCCAAUGAGUGUAAUGUUAAUUGUACCGAAUUACUGUUGGAUGAUAUAACACAAGCGGUUAGAUGUGCUCGCAUAAUAUUGAAACAGCAGGGUUGGACGGCUUGGUCAGUUUAUGGAGAGUUUUGUAAUGAAACGUCGACAAGUUUAAGUGAUAUUGAAUAUUGUUUUGUGUGAGAUGAAAAUUGAAAAAUGAGAAAUAGAGAAAUAAAUGGAAAUUGUUUAAAGAAAAUUAUUAAA